This is a messenger RNA of Pantherophis guttatus, 7749 nucleotides long. RefSeq names its product acyl-CoA 6-desaturase-like. Gene Ontology annotation, cellular component: membrane. NCBI's taxonomy places the organism in Eukaryota, Metazoa, Chordata, Lepidosauria, Squamata, Colubridae. Gene Ontology annotation, biological process: lipid metabolic process. Gene Ontology annotation, molecular function: oxidoreductase activity, acting on paired donors, with oxidation of a pair of donors resulting in the reduction of molecular oxygen to two molecules of water. The record is from RefSeq and is a predicted model, not a curated record.
AUACACCCUGGAAAGCUCCUUGAUGUUUCCUGGAGCGGGGAUGGAGAGGCGGAGGUGGCCCCGGCUGGCGUGGGGAUUAUAGGCGAAGGAAAAUCCUCCGCGGCAGCCUAGGGGGCACUCCGAGCUGGCGGCGGAGCCGGGGACUCUCGCACACGCUUGGGAGGCAGGCAAGGCAGCUCCCCGCAGGAUCCAGAGAAAGACGAACGAGACGGACAAAGAAACCGAAGCGCCCAUGGGGAAAGGCGGGGAGCAAGGCGAAGAAUGCGGCGGCGGCGGCGGCGGCGAACGGGAGGCGCCGGUUCCCUCCUAUACCUGGGAGGAGAUCCAGAAGCAUAACCUGCGCGCGGACAAGUGGUUGGUGAUCGAGCGGAAGGUGUACAACAUCACCCAGUGGGCUAAAAGGCACCCGGGGGGGAUCCGCGUGAUCAGCCACUACGCCGGCGAAGAUGCCACGGAUGCAUUUCGGGCCUUUCAUCCAGAUAUCACCUUUGUAAAGAAGUUUCUUAAGCCAUUAUUGAUUGGAGAACUUGCUCCAGGAGAACCCAGCCAAGAUAGAGGAAAGAAUUCUCAGCUAGUAGAAGAUUUCCGUGCCCUGAGAAAGACAGCAGAGGACAUGAAGCUAUUCAAAUCCAAUCCUAUAUUUUUCUCCCUUUAUUUGGCUCACAUCAUUGUGAUGGAAAUUUUGGCUUGGUUAAUGGUAUCAUAUUGUGGGACAAGUUGGAGCAUAACCUUGGUACUUUCCUUCAUCCUCACAGUCUCUCAGGCCCAGGCUGGGUGGUUGCAGCAUGACUUUGGACAUCUCUCUGUAUUUGAGAAGCCUGUAUGGAACCAUGUAGUUCAUAAGUUUGUGAUUGGUCACUUGAAGGGUGCUUCAGCAAAUUGGUGGAAUCACCGGCACUUUCAGCACCAUGCAAAGCCAAACAUAUUUAAGAAAGAUCCAGAUGUGAACAUGCUGCAUCUCUUUGUCUUGGGAGAUACCCAACCUGUGGAGUAUGGAAAGAAGAAGCUGAAAUACUUCCCUUAUAAUCAUCAACAUGAAUACUUCUUUUUGAUUUUCCCACCUCUCCUUAUUCCAGUAUAUUUCCAAAUGCAAAUCUUCACAACAAUGUUCAAACACAAGUUCUGGGUGGACCUGGCAUGGGCCUUCAGCUACUAUGUACGCUACUUUAUCACCUACAUCCCAUUUUAUGGAUUUCUUGGGUCCCUGCUUCUCCUCACCUUUGUCAGGUUUAUGGAAAGCCAUUGGUUUGUUUGGGUUACUCAGAUGAAUCAUAUUCCAAUGGAAAUUGAUAGUGAGAAGCACAGAGACUGGCUCAGCUCCCAGCUGGUAGCUACUUGCAAUAUUGAACAGUCUUUUUUCAAUGACUGGUUCAGUGGACAUCUAAACUUUCAAAUAGAGCACCACUUGUUUCCCACAAUGCCACGCCACAACUACCAUAAGAUAGCACCGUUGGUAAAGUCCCUGUGUGCCAAGUAUGAAGUUCCUUAUGAAGAAAAACCUCUUCUGAGAGCAUUUGCAGACAUUGUUGGAUCCCUAAAGAAAUCUGGAGCGCUGUGGUUGGAUGCUUAUCUCCAUAAAUGAAGCUGGAUUUUGGUGAAGAGAAUGACUUAGCAAAGGGGAGGGCUGGGGAAAGGGGUAAUAUGUAUUCUUCUUGUCUGAUUUCAGUCUGUAUGUGUACACACAUUUGGAAAGAAUUUUCCUGUACUGUAUUGUCAAACUGAAGUUAAGGCAGAUUGAGGGAACCUAUUUUAAAUCAGAAGGAAUUUCAGAUGUGUCAGAUAUUGGGGAAAAAAGAGAGAAAAGAUUCAACACAGGGUAGCUCAGAAGGUUAGGACCUUUUAAAGAGAACAGACAAAGGUGUGAAAGAAGGAGAAAGUUGAUCUUUGUAUCUUCUCCUAAGUCUUGCUGUUAUAGUUCCAGCUCUGUCUCUUACCACAGGGGUUUUCAAAGUUCUUCAGGAUUUUUUCAAUUGAAAAAAAAAAAACUCAGAACCCAAUUAAAUUUAAGCAAAGCAAUGACUCAUAAUAAAUGCAAAUAUCCCUCCCCAACGGGGUUGGAGUUUUUGAAUGUUGGCCAAACAGCCCCACCCUUUCCAUUGUACCAUGGAAAAAUUGCUGCAGACAACCAUAGGCUGUGUUUGAGUGGACUUUUUUCUUGCCCUUAGUCUCUCAUGAAACUCCAGGGUUCUAUAAAACACAGUUUAAAAAAAGCUGACAGAGAUGGUUGGGUUAUAGGGAAUCCAGCUAUCUAUUUGAUCCACAUUAAAUACAGGAAGCUUAGUUGGUUCUUUCAAAGAAUGAACUGUAAACAAAUUUAAGGACUUAUUCUCCUUAAUAAUGGUCGCACAAGAGAGGAGGAAAGGGUGAGAUAUGUUUAAUCCAGAGAAUAAUAUCUAAAUUAUCAGGUAAAACUGCUUACAUUCCAUCUAAGGGAACAAAUCCCACCCAUUGAUUUAAAAAAAAAAAAAAUUAAAGAUCAAGUAACUAAGUAUUAUCAGACAUCUAAUGGAACCUUUCUCCUUUUCCAAAAUGGUCAGGUGAAAAUGCUUACAUUCUAAUGUUUUUAAGAAAUCAAAUAAGAAAGCAUUGUCUCUUAUCAAAUGAAGCUUCUGUUCUCAGUUUCCAACACACACACACAAGCACAGCUGCAAAACAUUUUCUCUGAAUUUGGAUAAAAACUUGGUAGGGAUUUGCAUAUGCAUAUGUUUCUUGAAUUUUCCCUACCUCUUCUUGUCAUACUGUUUGAAGAAAAUUUAAUGUGCUUCACUUACACUGAGCCUCCUGGAGGUUAGUUCCUAUUCUCUCUUCAAUGAACAAUUCAAAUGCCUGUUUACACUGGAUCAACCAACCUAAACCAACUUUGGGCUAUGUGUGUAUCCCUAACUAGAUUCCUAACCAAAUAAGAGAUACUUUGUGCAUAUAGAUGUGCAUGCAUGGUUCACCAGCCAUUGCUGUAGACAGACAGCUGCACUUAACAGAAUGGAUUUUAGAAUGAGCAAACAGGAAAGUCUGUUUAUCAUUCUCCAUGCCUAAACAGCUGAUUAGUAACAACAAUGGGCUGUACAUUUACAUUUUUACACUAGGACCAGCAAGUUCGUGUUUGGCAUCAUUGCUCAGUUCAGUCACAAUUUCUACAAGAACUGACAUAAAACAUGCUUGCUUUAAACAGAAACUUUUAAAGAUUUGCUUCAGGUUCCAUGCAUGGUAAUUCUUAAUUACUACUGUAUAUACAAUUGCAAACAAAAUCACUGGCAUUUUUUCCUCCUCUUAAUCAGUCUAUUUUACAAUAUCUAAUUCAUUGGGGAAUCGGUUUUUUAAAGAAACCAUUUACAGUGCAUGGCCAAUGUUUUAAAAGGACCAAAAGUAGACAAACUUUGUCAGACAGUGUGAUAUAUAGAUAUUGCCUUAAAUCUGAGUGCAGUCACCUAGUCUGUUUUCCAAAAUCAAAAUAAUAUAAGAUCUCUCUAGUUUUAUUCCUGAUGUGGAAUUCCAGAGGCCUUUUAAGAAUUACUUUAAUCACUUACAAUUCAUGACAACAGUUUGUUUGUUUUUAUAUAUUGAGAAGACACUUGACUUUGUUUUCUGUGGUUGUAUAGAUAAUUUCCUCUGUUAAUUUUGCUAAUUAAAAGCAUCUAUAUAUGAAAUUUUAAAAAAAUCCCAAAACAAGACAAUCUCCCUCAUCGCUUUAUGGCAUCAGAAGUUCAAUUUCUAGAAGCAAUCCAGCUGCAACUGAUGUGUUUUCUCUCAUUUAUUUCUUAUCCCUGCUGAGAAUUGUGAUUCUCUCAGUACAGGGAAUCCCUACUUGCAGAGGAUAAAAAAGUAGUUUGAAUGAUUAAAAAUAGAGCUUAUGACAGCAAACUAAAAAAAAAAAUCAAUUUUUUUAAAAGUAAAAACUAAUAAUUGAAUUAUGUAGCUCUUGACCAUAUGUGAAAUUGUCCCAGUUCUGCUGGCAUCUAGUUAGAGUCUUAGACAGUUCAGGUAAUUUAAUCAGCCCUGAAACUCAUUGUGUGUCUAUAUUGGAAAUAGUUACCUUGGCUAACAUACAAUAUAAGUUUCUUGUGAUUAAAACAUUGAAUAUAGUUACCUAUCCACAUAUACCACACUGAGCUUCUGGGAAAAAGCUAAUUUAAGAAAUUAAUAAGUCCAUGUGAAUGUAUUCCCCAGAAAUGCUAGAGACAUUGUGAUGGGCAAGGCAAUAUACCGGUAUUUGGUGAAUCAGUUCUUGGACAUUUCAGAACACUAAGAAGUGUUACCAAAUAGAAACUUUCAGAAAUUUCAAUUCAAGGAUUUCAAAAUUAUAAAUCAAGUGCACUAAAUAUAUGUAUGCUACUAGCAAAGAAAUCCAACUGAAUGAUGAGCAAAAAGGCAUUUAAUUUUUGCUAAUGAAAUGUUGGACUCUCUUUCGCAAUAGUUUCAUUGAAAAUUAUAUUAUACAGAUAAAACUAAUGCAACUACAUAGUACAGAAAGACAUUUUAAAAAUUUAAAAGUGCAAAAAAGGGGAAAGAAAAGGAACAAAAAAGAUAAAAGAAAAAACCUCUCCCUGUAUCCUCAGCAAGCAUACUCAACAGGUUAUUACUAAUACAACCAAACAUCUCUUCGUUCCACAUCUCACCCUAUUCUCCAUAAGCCUGUCUCUAAAAUGUCCAUGUUAAUCAGCAAAACCCAGUAAGCAUUAGCAGAAAUAAGUAUUACAAACUUUUAUCUGGUACACCCAAUUUGAACCUGUUUGUAUUUAUAUCUAGUUAUAUUUAAAAGAUCCUCCAUUUCUUCUAUUCAAAUAGAGUCUAGUCCCAGUUAAAAACAAUUAAACAUUAGCAGAAAUAACCAUCAUCAUCCAGUCCCAAUCAGAAAACCAUUUAAUCCCAACAGAAAGAACAAUUCAUUAUUUUAAUUUUGAUCAAAUAAAUUGAAUUGUAUUCAUUCUUCUUUCUCCCAACCAUCUUUGAAUUCAUCACAGAAAGUUCUAACAUCUGCUUUCUCAUACUCUUUUUCUCUCUUCUCGCAAAAUUCUUGUCAUUUUUGUCAGGCCCCUUUUGUAAUUCCAAUGUGACAACUCCUGCAAAUGUUUUUUAUAAAUCCAAUAUAAGAAAAUUAUCCAUAUCACUCUUCUGAUUUGUACUUCUUUUAAUAUUUUAAAAAUCUUCAUUCAAUUUCAGUUUGUAAAUCCAUUGUUUUCAUCCCUUUCUUAUAGACUAUAAUUUUUUUAAACCACCUAUAAGUCAAUUUCAGUUUUGUUCAAUGGGAUUUGUUCAAUAACACCUUCUGAUUCUAUUAUAGUAGCAGUCUCCAACUUUUCUGGCUCCAUGGACUGGCGGCAUCAGUGAUGGGGGGAGAUGGUUUCGUAUGUGUAACCUAAUCCUGUACAUGCAAAUGAAGCUUUACGCUCUUGCCCAUCACUUGCACUGCACAGUUUCCCACGGGGCCCGGACUAGUACUAGUCCAUGAUCCAGGGGUUGGAGACAUCUGUAUUAUAAACAUAAAUAACUCAAAGACUUCCUUCACUCUUUCAUCAAACAUUUAUUUUAUUUUUAUUUUUUUAAAAUUUGAUUUAUAUGCCGCCCUUCUCCAGAGACUCAGGGCGGCUUACAAUGCGUUAAGCAAUAGCCUUCAUACUUUUUUGUAUAUUUAUACAAAGUCAGCUUAUUGCCCCCACAAACUGGGUCUUCAAUUUACCUACCUUAGAAAGGAUGGAAGGCUGAGUCAACCUUGAGCCUGGGGAGAUUCGAACUAGCAGUAAUUGCAGGCAGCUGAAUGAUAAUAACAGGCUAUUAGUCUGCUGCGCCACCAGGCUCCUUUUAAGGUAGCCAUUGGGUUCCCUCUAGUGUUGAACUUUCAAAGUAUCAGUUUCAAAGUAUAAAAAAGAGCAUUUUCCCAUGAGAGAAGAUCCUUUUAAUUUGAUUCAAAGUCUUAAAUCAAGUCAUCUUGAUCCCUUGAUUUAACAUUUUCUAAAUCCAGCAAUAAUUAUUAUGUUGCUGUAUACUAAAAAAUGUUACAAAACUUUAACAAGUUUUUUAAAAAAGAAUUGAAGGAAACUCGCCUGUAAUUUCAGUAAAAUUUGCCAGACUGAUAUAUAAAAGAUUUGCCAAGCUUAUAUAUACAUAUACAUAUAUAUAUACAUAUAUACAUAUAUAUAUUAAAAAAAACCAGCCAAAUGGGAGAAAAAUUAAAUACAAAGUGAUUAAGAGAUGAAUCUCAGUCAAACAUAUGAUCCAUAUAGACCAGAGGUCUUCAAACUUGGCAGCUUUAAGACUUUAAGCUAUGCUGGCUGGAGAAUUCUGGGAGUUGAAGUCCACAAGUCUUAAAGCUGCCAAGUCUGAAGACCUCUGAUAUAGACAAUGUUAACGGCUAUAAGCACAAAGAAAUCCCACCAUUUAUAAUGAGUUGACCACAAAAUGAAUGCAUUUCCUGAUGUCUGCUCACAAAAACAGCUGUGUGGGGUACAUGCAGGUAAUUUUACAAUCGCUUUACUUUGGAGAUAUUUUGGCAGCACAAAAGCAUUUGGGUGCCAUUUUCAGCCACAAUAUGUUUUUCUAACAUCAGUUUGUCAUGAUGUCUCACUGGAAGCUUGAAAUAUUGGGUUAACUCUCAAAGAGUACAUGUCAAAUUGCAGUCAAAAUUUUUCCUAAUGCCUAUUCAUUGCUUCUUGAUAAUUGGCAAGUAAUGGAAUUCCUACUUGCCACUAUGCAUAUAACUACCACAAAGGUGGUUUUAACCUUAAUUAGUCAAGAUAUUUUUUAUUAUGAAUCUGAGAAUCUCUGGUUCCAGAAUUAACAGAAACAUUCCAUAUUUUUAGCCUCUUUAGAACAUAAUAUAGGGAGUGAGUAAACAUUAAAUUAUGGAUAACACAAUACUUUGCCUUAAUCCAGACUUUUCCUAUCUGAUGUCCUCCAGAUGUUUGGAGCCAGAGCCUUUGAGUUUUCCUAGAUUGGGAUAUGGGAGUUUUGAAGUUCUGGAGGGUAGCAGAGAAAGGAUGUCUUAAUAUCUCAGGGCAUGACCCAGCCAAAGUUAAAUGUGAGCAGUUUAAGCACAUAAUUUAGCAUUGACUCAUAUAAAUGUUGGCAUUUGGCUUAGUCAUGCCUGCCUAGUUCCAUGAAUGUACUUCAUUUUCUUUGUUGCAACAGGAAUGAGCACAAAAAUAAAGAUCCUGUAGCAUCUCUUAUGCAGUCUUCCAAUUGGACAGCUCACUUAAUCUGAAGGCUUCUGAUUUCUUUGUUGUUCUCUCGACCUUUUGUUCCAGAACAAUUCAUUUCUAUCAGAACUUGCAGGAAUUUCCUACAGUUUUGUUCCACUCCAGCCACCUUGCAUUGCCUGGCUAUUUUCUAUUUGUUUAACUCAAGAGGAGCCCCAGAAUGUUGGGAUUUCAGCCUUCUCGAUUCAAUAGCUUUAUUCUUACCAGGUUAUUAAUAUUUUUUUAAAAGUCUGUAAAACACCCUGCACUGCCAGCAGUUUUGGGGAAAGGCAGCUGCAUCUAAUGAUAGCACCUCUAGGUAAGAAUCAUUGUUUAAAAUAAACAGCAAUGUUGCUGGGACAAUCCACAAAAGAAGGGGCCAUUCACAGUUGUACAUAACAAUUUUUUGCAAAUAUAACAGCCCCACUAGAAUAAGAUAGGCAGAGGAAAGGAAAUGGUGUGAUAGUUACUUUUCCUUCCUUAACUAAAAAGCUCAAUGGUUGCUUAAAUUUUCUUGUUUGUGAAAAAACAUUGAAAAUAAAUGGUAGAAAUAAAUUGAAAUAAAAUGGUAGCUUUUGCA